ACUUUUUUGCUUUCUCUUCCCUCCAAUCUCUCUCUCUCAUCUCACCUCUCUACAAAUAAAAUCUUUAUUAUUGAGAAUCAUAAAAUUUUGGCCUCCCUGGAUCUCUGACCCUCUUGUCUGAUCAUCCACACCAUCCUCUUAAUUCAUCAUAAACCCCCUUGUCAUCUAAAUUUGGUGAACUUAGAAAUAUACUCACAAAACCUAUUUAUCCAUAUCUAUUGUCAUCUACUGUUCCUUUCACCUAGCUGCUAUAAUAUAGGACCACUAUAUAUAUAUCUACCAAAUAAGCUUCAAGUUGGUAUAUAUCUUAUAUAUUUAGGGUACAUAGUUUUUGAGUGUGUUAAUUUCAAGGGAAAAACAAGCAAGAUGACUCCAGCAAAUUUAGCAGGACAGUUUGGAGACACAACUUACACUAAAGUGUUUGUUGGAGGUUUGGCUUGGGAAACACAGAAGGAAACUAUGAAGAAGUAUUUUGAGCAGUUUGGUGACAUCUUGGAAGCUGUUGUUAUUACUGAUAAGACUACUGGAAGAUCCAAAGGCUAUGGCUUUGUAACUUUUCGAGAACCGGAUGCAGCCAUGAGAGCUUGUGUGGAUGCUGCACCUGUGAUUGAUGGAAGGAGAGCUAAUUGCAAUCUGGCUUCUCUUGGUGUGCAGAGAUCCAAGCCCUCCACUCCCAAACAUGGUGGAGGCAGGAACUUGAGGGUGAUGAGCAGUUUCCAGGCGACAGGGUUUCAAAGUGGAAUGGGAGGUGCUUUUCCUUCUGCAACAACCUACCCUCAUUAUGCCAUUCCACAAGGCAUCCCUUACAACCUUUAUGGGUACUCACCAUACUCGGCCGAUUACACUUAUCCCACGAAUUACUAUGGUGUGUAUGGAGGAGCAGCUGCUCAAUAUCCUAUGUACGGAGGAGGGGGCGGUGGAAUGAUCACCGGGGCAGCUGCAGCGGCGGCGGCUUUCUACCCCUAUCUGAACUUCGGUGAGGGAACUACAGGAGGAGGUACCGGCUACACCGGGGGCCAAAGCUACGGCGUUCAGUACCCGCACCAUCAGCUCUAUCAGUAUUCGGCACUCAACUCAGCUGCUGCCGGAUAUCCACACCAUUAUGGUGCUCCUAUGUCUCUCGCAACUACUCCCGGAAUGCAAUCAGUUUGUUUUGCUGUGCCACAGGCGUGACAGUGGCUCUCCCAGCACCAGUUCCUCAUCAUUAAGAGAUUCAUCAUCCGUUACGUACUCCUGCACCCUACUUCACUUUUAUCUUCAGAAGCUCAUGCAUUUCUGAACAAACAUGCAAGACCUUUGGCCUUAACCAUGGUUCUCCCUCCGUCUCUCUCUCCCAUUUUCAUUCUCUCUCCCUCUUUAUCUCUCUCCAAGGAGGCUCAUGAUGAAUGGCAUACAGGCCUUCCCACAAAUAUGAAAACCCCCCAUAGGGGUUACCUCAAAUUUCGGAGAAAAAACAAACUUCUCCUUCAUGGCUUCUCUUCAUAGGAAUAAGGUUUUCCUCCAAGAGAAACAAAAAGCAUAUGUGCAUGUGCAUUUCACCAACUUGGGCUAAACAGCCAAUUUGGUUCCAGUAUCACUAACUUCAACUCUUGGCCUUGGAAAGGCUAGGAAAUUUAACACUAGACAUGAUUCGGCCAAGGAUUGGCUAAAUUCACAAUACAGCCCUGUUUUUAAAAUCAUGUUUGAUCAACAUCACCAUCAAGUGAAAUGAUAGGUCAAGUACUUCAAAGUUCAAAAUGUUGUUCUUCUAUUGGCUGAUUUUCAAAUAUUUUUCCUUCUUUUUUCCAAAACUGAUCAUAGUAGUAGCUAGUUGAGUCAACUACUGGGCACAUGGGAUGUCCCCAGUUUUUGUCUUGUGUUAAUUUCAACUCUCUGGUCUUAAGAUUUUUAAAAAACUGUGACUAGUCUGUUUUUUUCCUACUAAAGUUUUUUUUAGCCUUUUUAAAAUUCUCUAAUGCCAACAAAAACUUUCAUCUCUCUUUAAGGUAAGGAGAAAUGAUUGAUUUUUCAUUAACCACUGCAUUUUAAUUAUGUGUAUAAUUUGUAAAUUCAGCUUGGCUAAACUAUGGGAGUUAUAGCCAAAAUCACCACAAUAAUAGGUGGGAUUUUGUGUCUUUUUUUUCAAAAUUUUCACUUUGCAUUUAGCUAGCUAGGUUUAACAAACAUGUAAAAGGUCCACUAAUGGGUGUGGUACUUUUUACAAAUGCAUCCAAAAGUAACCCUUGAGAGAUAUUUUGACACUCUUGGGUUAUUUUCUUCUGACAUCUUGAUCAACCAUGGUUAGGACUCUCUGGUCAACUUCAUCACUCUCUCUCCCUCUCUCCUCUCUCUAGAUCUCCAUCCUCUCCUACUUCAGCUGAACUUAAGUUUACUUUGAGAUGCAAGUACUUGAUAAUACUCUUAAGUAUGUUAUGUAUCAGCUUAUAUGCAUGCUUUGUAUUGUAACUAGGAUUAAUUACUGCUUAUCAACUUAAAAUAUUCAUUCUUCAUCCAUGGAGGCAUGGAGAAUGGAUAGUAAUAUCUACUUAUCCUUUGUUUAAAUAAAUAAUCUAGUAACUACCAUGCUUGUUAUAAUAUGCUUAGUCUUUUAUUGAGUGGA
Daucus carota subsp. sativus is the source of this 2599-nucleotide messenger RNA. RefSeq lists its product as uncharacterized. The record is from RefSeq and is a predicted model, not a curated record. NCBI's taxonomy places the organism in Eukaryota, Viridiplantae, Streptophyta, Magnoliopsida, Apiales, Apiaceae. The coding region runs from base 367 to 1173 and encodes 268 amino acids. Gene Ontology annotation, molecular function: RNA binding. The transcript is spliced from 6 exons.